CAAGUGAGGCUCAAGGCGGCUCCUGCGCGAGCCUUCCUCGCCCAAGUCUGCCCGCCAGGACGUGCGGGUGGGGGCGUCGAGCGCUGUGGUGAAGUGGUCGGUUCGAUUUGCAACAUCACACGGUGCUCACUGCAGUGGAGGGGAGAGAUGUGGCCCCUCGAGAAGUUCAAAGACAACCUGGGGCGGGCAGCGCAGAGCGCCACCCACGCGUCUCCUGCGGUGGUCCUGCUCCUGGGGCAGCUGGGGCCGGCGCACCUGGGCCACGUGCAGAUGCUGCGGCAGGCGGAGGCGCGGCUGGCGCGCGCGGGCUACGAGGUGCUCGCCGGCUGGCUCUCCCCGGCGAGCAGCGCGCAGGCUCCCCUUGCUGGGCACGAGCCCCUGAGCAGGGCCUUCCGCCUGCGCGCUGCAGCCCUCGCCUGUGAGGGCGACGAGCUCGUGGACACGGCGCUCUGGGAGGCCUCGCUGGACCGCGCGGCGGCCCCGGGAGACGUCGUUGCCGCCCUGCGCGCCUCGCUGAGCGCAGAGUUCCAGGGUGCGUCCUGGGUGGCGAUGGUGCGCAUCUUUGUCGUGUGCCCUGGGGACGAGGUGAAGCAGUACCAAAGAUCCCCACCGGCGAGCUGCAAGGCCUCGUUGUGGUGCCAAGGCUGGACGACGAGGUCCUGGAGAGGCCAAAUUCGCUGGUCUAUGCCACCGAUCCGCCGCUGGACCGCCUGA
Messenger RNA from Prorocentrum cordatum, 714 nucleotides. The record is from the annotation of a GenBank genome assembly. NCBI's taxonomy places the organism in Eukaryota, Dinophyceae, Prorocentrales, Prorocentraceae.